GGACCUGCAUAGAAAAGACAUAAUUUGGUUAGUUUUUAGAGUUGUUUGACAAUGUUAAGAUUGGUAGGUGUGUCUUGAAUGAGUUAUGUGUUAGAUGGGUUAGCUCGAGGGGUGGGUUUUUUUGGAGAGAAAAGUGUAGAAUUUAAGGAAAUGUAUGUGUAAGAGCGCAUGAAGGAAGAUGACGCGUACGUUAAAAAAAUCGUGCGCUAAAAACUCUCUACGUUGGAUAUGGUCCCAAACAGUUGUGAUAAGUGUAUUAAAUUUUUUUAAAAUGAGGUUGACAAUACUAAAUGAAGAUCAUUGUAAAGUUAACUUAAUGAAAGAUGAAUGCAAUAAUUAUUAUUGGCAAUGCUAAUAUAUAUAUCUAGAUAUUUCUAAUUAACAUUGUUAUUGAAUAAAAACACUACAAGAAAUAAUGAAAUUAUAUAUGGACAAUUAUAUACGGAUUCAUAUCCGUAUAUAAAUGAGACAUUAUGUAUGCAUAUCACACUGUUUUCCCCUCUUUCUCGAACCCUAACUAUGUUCUCGAACUCUAGAACUCUUGUUCUCUCUCGAACUCUCUUUCCCCUCUUCAUCAAUCCUUCAUCAACCAUUCAUUCACCUCUCCUCUCGAACAUUCAGUCAGCUCUCGUGUCGAGCCUUCGUCUGAAACCUUGAGUCAUGUCCCCUCUAGAUCGUCUCUUCUCUGCAGCUGUAAAUCAUUCUUCUCUGGAGCCCUAAAUCUGACGUAGUUGGAUUUUGACGAGGCAUCGAUUGAGGCUGCUAUGUUGCGGUAUAAGCUGAGACGUAGAACUUGGUGCUGCGAAGGCCGAAGGAACCACAAAAAGCAAAAGCCCAACAUCAUGGUUCAUAUUUUGCUAUUAGCAAAGGCAAAACUGGCCAAGAAAUCCAGUUCUCAAGUUCAUUGCUAGUGUUGCACUCGGUACCUGCAAUCCACUGUAAAACAAGCUUAUUUUGACCAUCAACCAAAGCUCGUAAACAUGGAUCGUUCUCCACCAAAUCGUGCAUGGAUGUACGAUAGGUGUCAUAGAGGAAGAGGUGCUUUGAAAGAGUCUUUUGUAUUAGGUGUUGAAGAGUUUAUAACUAAAGCUUGUGAACAAGAACGUUUGAAGUGCGAUUGUACAAAGAUUCUGCACGAAAGAGUUGUGAAGGUUCACCUUUACAAGAACGGUUUCAAGCCUAAUUAUUUCAUUUGGAAGGAUCAUGGGGAAAUAAUGCCAGAAGAUCAUGUACAGAAUCAUGACAGUUCGAUGGCUGUAGAGACGGAAGAUGGUCAAAUUAACCAAUUUCAAACAAUGGAAGACAUGGUGCAUGAUGCUCUUAGGCAAAAUGAGUCGUGGCAAGCAUCUACUUCUAAUAACAUUGAAGAGGCUCCGAAUGAAGAAACACAAAGGUUUUUUAAUUUUUUGUUGGAUGCAAAUCAGCCGUUGUAUGGAGGAGCAUCAGACUCGAAAUUAUCAAUGUGUGUCAGACUAUUAGCUUGCAAGUCAAAUUGGAAUAUUCCUAACCAAUGCAUAGAUUUUAUUGCAAAAAUGGUUAUGGAUGCAACACCCAUCAAAUCAGGUUUGCCUAAAACAUACUACGAUGCAAAAAAGUGUGUAUCAAAGUUGGGAUUACAAUCGCAGAGGAUUGAUUGUUGCGUGGAUGGUUGCAUGCUCUUCUAUGAUAAUGAAUAUGGUAAGAAUGAUGGCGCAUUGCUUGAAUGCAAAUUUUGUGGAAAGCCAAGAUAUCAACCACGUAACACGGGAGCAACUACUAGCAAACCAGUUCCUAUGAAAUCAAUGUUCUAUUUGCCAUUAAUUCCCAGACUACAAAGAAUGUAUGCCUCAACACAAACUGCAGGACAAAUGACAUGGCACUAUCAGAACAUGUCGACGAUGGGUGUUUUGCGUCAUCCAUGCGAUGGAGAGGCUUGGAAGCACUUUGAUAGAGUAUAUCCUGACUUUGGUAUCGAGCCACGCAAUGUUCGACUCGGUUUAUGCUCUGACGGUUUUAACCCAUAUGUACAGGCAUCAAAUAUACCAUAUUCAUGUUGGCCAGUUAUUGUCACUCCUUAUAAUCUUCCUCCAGAAAUGUGCAUGUCUAAACCUUACAUGUUCUUAACAUGUCUCAUUCCUGGGCCAUUCAAUCCAAAGGUUGGCAUAGAUGUGUACUUAGAGCCCUUGAUAGACGAAUUGAAGAAGCUGUGGACAGGUGUGAUAACAUAUGAUAUUUCAAGGAAACAAAACUUUAUUUUGAGGGCCAUGCUAAUGUGGACAAUUAAUGAUUUUCCUGCUUAUGGUAUGUUGUCCGGCUGGAGCACUCAUGGUAAACUGGCAUGCCCACAUUGCAUGGAGCAUACAAAGGCUUUUAGAUUAUAUCAUGGGGCAAAAAAUUCAUGGUUUGACUCUCAUCGGAGGUUUUUACCGAAAGACCAUGCUUUUAGGAGGAAUAGGAAUGCUUUCAAGAAGGGGGAAGUGGAGAUGGAUGACGCACCACCAUAUCUUACAGGACCUGAAGUUUGGAAUAGAAUCAAUGGUUAUCCUAAAAUAACUGAAAAUGGUGCGGCAAGAAUUGAUGGAUACGGUGAGUGGCAUAAUUGGACGAAAAAAAGCAUCUUUUGGGAUCUACCCUAUUGGAAGGAUAAUUUGUUAAGGCAUAAUCUUGACUUCAUGCACAUUGAAAAAAAUUUCUUUGACAACAUCUUUAAUACUGUGAUGAAUGUUGUGGGGAAGACAAAAGACAAUGACAAGGCCCGAAUGGAUAUAAGUUUGUACUGUAGACGAAAAGAUUUGGAGCUAAAAAGUCAUAGCAAUGGAAACAUGUAUAAGCCAAAAGCAAAUUAUACACUAUCAACAGACCAAAUAAAACAAGUUUGUCAUUGGGUAAAAGGUCUUAGGAUGCCUGAUGGAUAUUCUUCUAACUUGUCAAGGUGUGUUGAUGUGAAUAGGGGAAAGCUCAUUGGGAUGAAAAGUCAUGAUUGCCAUGUGUUUAUGGAAUGCUUACUUCCUAUAGCGUUUAGUUCUUUACCGGCUCAUGUUCUGAAUCCCAUUACAGAGAUAAGUCAUUUCUUUAGAGAUUUGUGUUCUACAACAUUGAACAAGGAUGACCUGGCGAAGAUGGAAGAAAACAUUCCCAUCAUUCUGUGCAAGAUGGAGAGAAUAUUUCCUCCCUCAUUCUUUGAUUCUAUGGAACAUCUCCCUAUCCAUCUUCCAUAUGAGGCACGACUUGGUGGACCAGUCCACUAUAGGUGGAUGUACCCAUUUGAAAGGUUCAUGGAAUAUGCUAAACGUUCAGUAAAGAAUAAGGCUAGGGUUGAAGGAUCUAUUUGCGCAUCAUACUUGCACAGAGAAACAACUCAUUUUUGUUCCCACUAUUUCAAAAACUUCAUGUUAACACCACAAAGCAAUAGAAAUGAAGUAGACAUUGAAAUAGAAAGCUUUACGACAACAUUAUCAGUGUUUAACCAACCUGGCCGUCAUUCUGGAAGGGAAUCAACACAUUGGUUAAGUGAUGAAGAAUUGAGAUCAGCUCAUGUUCAUGUAUUGAUCAAUUGCAAUGAAGUUGAACCUUACCUUCACUCAUUCUUACAUGUCUAUCAACUAUCUGAGUCAAACAGUUCGACAUACGUACAUGCUAAUUUCCCAUUGUGGUUCAGGCAAAAAGUUCAUAACGAUCCUUUAAGUGUGAGAAACCAACAUCUUAGAGAUUUAUCACUUGGUCCUUUAAGGUGUGUAAAGGAAUGGCACACCUUCUUUGCUAAUGGAUACAAAUUUCAUACCCAUGCAUGGAGUCAGGGCAAGAGGACAAUAAAUAGUGGGGUUCAUGUUAAAGGGCUAACAGAAGGAGGUCAAGAUGAUUUUUAUGGUGUCAUUAAACACAUCUAUGAGUUGGAAUACAAUUCAACAACCAUUGAAAAGAAAAUUGUAUUAUUUUAUUGUGAUUGGUUUGAUCCAUCGAGAGUAGGUACAAGGGUGGAUUCAAAGUAUGGCAUUGUGGAUAUUCGAAUGGAUAAAAGAUAUGUGUUGUUUGAUCCUUUUAUCAUUGCACAUAAUGUACAACAAGUGUAUUAUGUACCAUAUCCUACAUCACGCACGGACAAACGAGGUUGGUGUGUUGCGAUAAAAACGAAGCCUAGAGGUCGCAUUGAUUCUAAUGAUGUAGAAGCCGAUGUGCCAUACCAAGUGGAGGAAAUGUCACAUGUUAAUGACAUCAUUGAAGUUGAAGAAGUAGUCCGAUUACAAGAUGUAGAAGCUGGUCUUGAAGAAGUUGACCCUAACAAUAUUUCAUCAUUUCAAGGGCAAAUAGAUGAAGAUACAACGGAAUCAGAAGAAUACAAUGCAGAAGGACAGGGUGAAGAUGACAAUGAAGAUGAAUUUCAUAGUUCUAGCACUGAAUAGAGUUAGGGUGUAUUGCUCCUUAUUUUUGUCGCUUUAUUAUAAUGAUGUCCACAAUCUUAAGAGUUAGGGUGUAUUGCUCAUUAUUUAUUUAACUUUAUUAAUUUAGGAAGUGUUUGAUAGAAACAGUAAAACAGUAAAAACCAAAAAAAAA
Messenger RNA from Vigna angularis (adzuki bean), 4530 nucleotides. RefSeq lists its product as uncharacterized. The record is from RefSeq and is a predicted model, not a curated record. The transcript has 9 exons. NCBI's taxonomy places the organism in Eukaryota, Viridiplantae, Streptophyta, Magnoliopsida, Fabales, Fabaceae. The coding region runs from base 981 to 4379 and encodes 1132 amino acids.